Aphis gossypii (cotton aphid) is the source of this 1415-nucleotide messenger RNA. It is a transcript of the gene MED7, whose product is annotated as mediator of RNA polymerase II transcription subunit 7. Gene Ontology annotation, molecular function: transcription coregulator activity. Lineage: Eukaryota; Metazoa; Arthropoda; Insecta; Hemiptera; Aphididae. Gene Ontology annotation, cellular component: core mediator complex; mediator complex. The coding region runs from base 358 to 1029 and encodes 223 amino acids. The transcript has 4 exons. The record is from RefSeq and is a predicted model, not a curated record. Gene Ontology annotation, biological process: regulation of transcription by RNA polymerase II.
ACUCCAUGACUAUGAUUACCCGUUAACGUUAACAACAAUAACAAAUCAACAACAAGACAGAGUACCAGACUGCCGAAUCUGGACUUAGGUCUUAGACUCUACUACAACUAUAGUCAUAACUCAUAAUUAGUGUUAAGUGACCAACUUGAUUACUUGAAAGGAACUUAGUGGCUUGUGCGUUGCGAGUUAGUCGUAAUCGCAAUAAUACUUAAUUACCGAAUAUUAUUAGGCAAUAAACUGAAUAAUUGUAUGCGGUCUUUUUUGACAUAUUGUUGCAAUAUUAUACGUGUAACGUAAAGGUAGUGUUCAGAUAAUAUCACCACCUACAGCAACUACAAGUUACAACUACUGUCAAUAAUGUCAAAUAAUCAAGAAGCGAUGCAAGUGUGUUCUUUGCCUUUACCACCUGUGCAAUACUUCCAAAAUUAUUCAGAUGAAAACAUUAGGCGGGGCCGUGCUUCUAAACCUCCACCGAUAAUUCAAGAAACAUACACAAUGUUUGGAAACCCCUAUAAUGCUGAAGAUAGUAUUAUAAGACCUUUAGAAAGUCAGGGUUUUAAACGCCUUUACCCUCAACAUUUUGAUAGACGACGUGAAUUACGUAAACUUAACCAUUCGUUAUUGGUGAACUUUCUCGAUUUACUUGAUCUGCUAAUCCAAUGUCCUGACUCUCCUAGACGAGCUGAAAAAGUUGAUGACAUAAGUCUACUGUUUAUUCACAUACACCAUUUAUUAAAUGAGUUUCGUCCUCACCAAGCACGAGAAACUGUCCGUGUCAUGCUAGACUUGCAGAGGAGACAGAGAAAUGAAACCACAAUACGAUUGCAAAAACACAUAGAUAAAGUUAGUGAUAUCUUACAACAAACAUUAGAAAAUUUGCCAGACACAGAGCUUGAUUCUAAGUUAAUGGUGGAUACAUCCAAAAUUGAUCGUUUGGAACAGAAAAAUGCUGAUGAACCAAGAGUUGACAAAUGUGUACCUAAAGAUAAAUUGAUGUGUCAUCUUAUUGAUACAAUGAAUACCAAUUAAAAAUUAAGACAGUUUAUUUAUCUUUUGUUAUUGUUUUAUAUAUUUAUACUUAAAAAUAUUUUGAACUAACAAUGUUUUUGUCAUUCUUUUAAAAUUGAAAUAUUUAUGUCCCCAUGGCCCUUUACAUUACCUUUGUGCAUUUUAAAAUUUAAAGAACAUUGAAUAAUUUAAAUAUACAUUUUUUUUCUAUUGAUAGGUAAUUGGUUAAUAUUUUAUAAUGAUAUCACUAAAAUAUCUAACCACUGUUUAAUUGUAUUUAUCAACUUACUGUAUAAUUAUUUUUUCUAAAAUAAUUAAUUAUGAAUUGAAGUAGAUUUUAGUAUCACUUGUAUAUUUUACUUAUGAAUUAUGGUACUUUUUUUUAAUAAUAAUAUUUUAUAAAUCUA